UCGCCCGCGCGCACGUCGCGAUCUCUCGCGCCGCACGCAACACGCUCGACGAUAACGCGCCCUAUUUUGAACGCAACAACACUCUAGCUACAAUAACUGCUCAUUCACAACAGUGUGCGGUUGUAAAACUACGGGCCAUUAUUCAAUAACAAACGAAAUCGAAGGAUCGGCCCGAAACCGGCUCUGUGACCAUAUGAUCCGCAUUGUGUCCGUCUGAACUGCACGGUGAUCUCCGGCAUCGGCGCGCAGUCACGAUGUGGAUCGGCAAUUGAGAAGUGCAUUUGUCUCUUUGUCUAGACAUCCGUGUGAAGAUGACUCAAUGACAGAGGACUUUCUCGCGUGUGUUUGGUUCUGUGACAUGGUUAUGUUGGAGAUGUGAAUGUUGACGUUUCUGGUGGUGCAAAUUGGAUAGUGCGAUGGCUGGUGUUAGUGAGGAGGGUGGCGUGGAGGAGGUGUCCCCGGUGGCCGGUGGUCCCGGGGAGGGCCGCAAGCGCGGGCUGAGCGGGUCCAUGUCGCUGCGCACGCGCAAGCUGGGCCGGCGGCUGUCGCGCAGCAUGUCCAUCGUGGCGCUGAAGCUGCCGGAGAAGGCCCACAGCAUCACGAGGUCCUCGUCUAAGCUGAUGCGAUCCGCCAAUCGGGACAAGAAGAAUCGCUCGUUUGACCUCUCCAUCAUACUUCCGGAUAAAACUCAGAAACAGGUGGUCGUGGUAGGCAAUAGCACAGUAGCCGAAGUGGUGUGUGAGCCCCUCCAAGAGGCUGGAGCCGUAGUAGCGGGUCUGCCGACGGGACCCCUCUCCGCUCCCCAAGCCGUUUCACUAUCCGGCCCCCUGCCGCCUCCAGCCGCGCUGUCGGGACCCCCGGCCCCACCAGCCGCUCUACUCUUCUUAGGAGGCUCCAAAGCCCCCGUAGAACCCAGGGCUUCUGCGGCUCAUCUAGAAGGCGAGGUCCUCGUCGUGGAAUACCAGCCUCAGCAAUGGGACGGCAAGGACUUGGAGACGUUCAUCGCGUGGGAGAAGAUAUACGCUGCCACAUUAUUUUCGGCGGUGGAGUUGUACGGGAAGCCGCUGUUACGAGCUGCAGUCAUAACCAAAGAGGAAUAUCACUUACUAUUUUACUAUAUGGAGUCUGUUUCUGAAGCAAGCGAAGCUCUUACAGAGCGUAUGAGAAAAUACAUAGACUCGGGUUUACUCAUUAACGAAACUAGCACAAUCAAAGAAGCAGAUUCAGAAUCGAUUACAUCAAAAAAGUCUCUGAUUACUGAAGAACCAAAAAGCAUAUUGACCGAACUCAUUCAAGAAGGAGUAAUCUCUCAACAAGACAUAGAUGCUGCGUCAGAAAUCACAAACUCAGAGUUCAACGAACAAGUAACCGAUAACCGUAAAUCAGACGACGAUAAUGGUUCGAGUGUUUCCUCUCUAAGUGCAGGUCUACGUAAAGUGAUUGUCGACAUCCCAUUAGACUGCAGCGAGUCUGUGGCCGAUAGUUCCAUUAUAGAGAGUAACGAUAAUGUGACAACCGUAACAAUUAGGAGUGGCGGGCAGUGCUGCGCAGAUCACAGAAUAUCCGCCGACGUUACAGAUAACGUCUGGGCUAACGUGAGAUGGGAUUUCUUAAAUCCUAAUGACUUCGGAUACGAUCAAGUUCGAAGCGUCAAGCGAAGUCGCUCCGACUCUGCAAUCACGCCGGUAGCGAGACGCAAAAAUGAAGAUAUUUACGAAACCCUGCGCGACGUCGAGGGCGAAUCAUGCGGAAGUAUAACUCCUUAUGAAUCUAUUGAAGACUUGUAUGAUUGUAUCAAAAACUCUCAGUAUGCAAGUGCAGCGGCAGAAGAAUCCUCACCAUCGACGGAGAGUCAGUCUGAGCCGCAGUACCCUGACUUUUACGAAAAAACGAGCACUACCCGCCAGAGCUCGGCCAGCAGUGAAAAAAGUGGCGCCUCAUCCGCGUUUCCAUUUUCGAAAUGCGGUUCGAGCGAUUCGACGGGCGCGUUCACGUCGUGCGAGUCUACGGGCGCGUUCACGUCAUGCGAGUCGACUAGCGGGAUCAGCACUUUUGCUACGAAAAGCAUCCCGGAGUCGCUGAAGUGCCGAGAGCUGCCGCCCCCGCCGGAGGGCGACGCGAGUGAGAGCGUGAUCCUCAUGAAGCAGCUGUUCAUGGGCGAGCUGAUGGACGCUUACGGAGAGUUCCUGUCGGCGUACCCGUACGCGCGCGCGCUGCUGCGGCGCAAGGCGCGGCGGGACGAGCACUUCACCGCGCUCUCUGACAUCCGAAGAGGAGCUGCCAAGUACACCAUCUCUGACUACCUCGAGUUACCGAUCGAGCGGCUGGCGCAGUAUGAGCGACUGGUAGGCGGCGGGUGCGGGCGGAGACGCGCGGCGCGCCUGUCGGACCUGGAGCGCGUGCAGGACCUCUUCCCGCACGACUACCUCGCCCUGCAUGACGCUGACGCGCCGUCGGCACUCGCCUCGCACCAUGCACAGAAAUCAAAGAGCCUUCGCAAGCGGCCCAGCCUGGACAUCGGGGGGACUGUUGGCGCCAACAACAGCACCCUCUCGCCGCGGACCUUCAUCAUGGAGGCGCCCGUCCAGCUCGGUCCCUUGGGCACCACCUCCCCACCGCUAGAUCGUCAUUUGUUCCUGUUCAGCGACCUGCUCCUCGUCGGGAAGUCGCGGGGGACGAACUGCUUUAAGUUGAAAGAGAGCGUGAGACUGGCCGAAGUGUGGCUUUCACUGCCAGACGGCGACGACACUGGCUUCCUGAUCGGGUGGCCGACGACGACCGGAGUCGCCAACUACCUCGCCACGUACCCAACGCAAGCUGCCAGAGACACCUGGUACAGGAAAAUUCAAAACGCUUUAAACGCCCAGUUGGCGACGGAACCAAAGUCAACAAACAUCCAGAUCUUCUACAAAGAUUUGACAAGCUCGAUAGAAUUCUGCAAAACUGUAUCAGUGGGUCCAGAAAUGAGUGCUCGAUGCGUAGUGCGGCAAUCACUGCACGUUCUGCAAAACGGUGGCAGUGAAGGAGAUGCCGACGGCGAUGGCGAUGGGGAACACGAGGGAGAAGGAAGAUGGGGCAACGCAAACGAGUUCACAUUGUGCGUGAGGCCGACCAGAGACACGCCACCAACGCCUCUCCAUGGCAUUGAAAGACCCCAUGCUAUUCAAAUGUCAAGAAUAAGGCAGACGUUAUCAAAUGAAGACGGUUUUGAUUUGGAGCACGUGAACGCGAAAAAUAAUCCUUGCGGGCUGGUCUUCGAAUUGAGGAAGAAAAACCAGGCUUUAAAAAACGGCAGCACAACGCCCGGUCGCGGUCUUCGGCUCCUGCGCCGCGGCGGGCGCCUGUUCGGCGUUGCGCUCACGCGACUUUGCAGCGGUACGCCACCGCCGGCGCUGCUGCAAGCGCUGCGCCGCCUGCGGGUAGUCGCGCCGCUCACGCACGGCGUCUUCCGGCGCAGCGCUAACGCUAAAGCGCUGAGACUGCUGAGGGAUAAGCUGGACACGCUAGGCCCGUGGGCGGAGACGUGCCCGGAGCUGGAGCGGGCGCCGGUUCUGCUGCUGGCGGCGCUGGUGAAGGAGUUCUUCCGCGCGCUGCCGCAGCCGCUGCUCGCCGCCGAGCUCUACCCCGCCUGGCUGCAAGUGCUCACAUUAUCACAAGCAGAAAAGGUCCCAGCAGUGCGAUCUUUGCUGCUGAAACUGCCGAAAGCCCACUACACCAUGCUGACGUACUUCGUGUGCCUUCUACAAGCCAUCGCGAAGAAGUCCAACAUCAACCUCAUGUGUCCCAUGAACCUCGGUGUUUGCGUGGGACCCAGCCUUCUUUGGCCCAACACGCCCUGUGACAAAGCUCCCAAAGCAGUGCCAAUGGUUGUCGAACUACUCAUUGUAAAAGCUGAAGCUCUAUUCGGACCACAAAUCUCCGGUCUUCUUGGAAACGGCAGCCCUGAAUCUUCUAACGCUCUACUUGACUCCGGUGCAGAAGAAAGCGACAGCCUUCACUCCGUUGGAAUCUCUUUAGAUUCCAUGGAACUCUCCACGCCACGCAAAGAGAAGUUGUCGCUCAGUAGAGAUUCCGGGCUGACGUUAUCAGAGGACGACUCAAACAGCAACGGGGGAAAUAGCCCUGCACCCAGAAACAUUUUGCACAGCCUCUCAGCACCCACUUGCAAUAUACAGCAAGACGGAAAGUUGGUGUCGCGAUACACCGACAAUCACAACGUAAACGGUCUUCCCCAGAUAUCGCAAAGACAAAAUAUUUAUUCAAAUAAAGCAGAAAUGUAUAGCACAGUUAACGAAGAAUUAUACACGUCACCAUAUACGGGAGAACGAUACGUGCAUAAUUCCAUAAAUAUAGGAAUCUCAAAUGGCAUUGACGAAAGAAACUACGUCUCCAAAACCGCAUUACAGCGAUCCACAGCUGACAUAUAUGGACAGUGUCCAGCGAAAUACAUAACCGGUUUGGAACCACAAAAACCACCGAGAAGUAUUUCUAAGGCAGCUAGAACGUCGAAGGUGUACAGUAUGUUUGCAGAAACUCAAGAAGCUGAUAAAAAUGUGCCCAACAAAAAUUUUAACCGAGCGAAAAGUUCAGAUAACUUAUUAGAAUCAAAGCAAGAAUCAGUAGACAAUAAGCGUGACCUAGUUUCUAGUCAAGAAAAUAUCGUUUAUAGUAACAUACACGACUUAGCCAUGUUCACAGAGAAUAUUCAACGACAAAACCAAUAUCAAUCUCACGCUGAGGUGAUGAAAAACGCAAAUACGAAUUAUUCACGAGUCUACACGGGGUGGGAGAAAAAGAGCGCCAACUACAAUAGUAAAACCAGCAACUGUUCGUCGGAAAACAUUUAUGGGCAAAUGAGCAAGAAACAAGGUGAAUCCUCGCAGAACAAACCAGAUGGGAACGUGACACCGGCAGCCACCAUUUUUACAAGAAAUGACUGGUCUCGUCAAGCAGCGAGGACGAAGAGCUUGGAAGUGAACGAAGAUGUCCAAACGAACGCGGAGAGGACGCGCAACGGAAAUUACGAGGUGAAUGUGGUCAACUGCUGCCGCAAGAGACGGUUCGAUCCCGCGCACAUGUGCACCAAGAGCUGCGCCGGCCUCCAGGCGUCCAGCAAACCGCGGGAGCAAGAAAAACAUAUGAAUCCCCUUCAGAACUCGUACUCCUACGUGGACGAUAUGCGCAGUAACAAUUCUGAAGAUAAUAAGAAGUGUAGACUCCGAAACUACAACAACAACAAGUUGAACCAGUCGAAAUCGCUGGCGAACAUCAUCCUUCAUAGCGAUUCGAGUAGCAACGACACGUUGUAUCAACCGCAGAACUCGUUCAACAGCAGAUCGACGGAGUCGCCGGCCAGUGAGAACUCCUUCGAGAACUGCUACACGACCCAGUACAUCGAGCCGCUGUACACGUCUGUUUACAACCGCACAAGGGAUAUAUUCCACGAAGAUAAAUACAACAUGUUCUCGUCGGACAUUUACAAGGCGACCCCGACUGCCGUGCAACCGGAGUAUCACAACUCCGAGGAGCAGAACAACAAUAAGAAGCCGCCGCACAUGCCCCCGCCCGUGCCUCCGAGGAAGAUGGUGUACCAACGAGUUUUAAAGAAAUUCCAGCCGGUCCACGUGAACAAAGACGACAAGGCAUCGCGAUCCAAGUCCGUGCCGCGACUUUACCCGAACAACGGUGCUGACAAAACCACACAAAAUGGUAUAGCAUUAGACGGAACCGAUUCCGACACGGAAUCCGAGUCGUACGUCUGAAAGCACAAAAUAUUUUAUAUGUACUGCUUUAAACACUAUUAUAUUACAGGUAAACCUUUUAACGUAGGUAGCGCUACACAGACCGUUUCCCGACAAUCAUCACAUGAGCAUCUUAGGUAGCAAUCUCAGUAGGAAUAUUUAUAGUUUGAUUCAUUCAUCAUACACUUUAUUGUAUCCAAGUUAUUGGAAGCUUUGUGUGCAUUGACUUUUAUUCUUAUUUUAGAUAUGUCUUGUGAAUCCCGCCUGAAAGUUUAAAAUGUGUGACCAUAACCAGAGUUGUUUUGGUGAUGUAAUUCCAAAGAGGUAAGAGUAGUUUCAAACUUUAAUGAUAUUAUGUAGAUUGAUGUUUCAAUGAGAGUUUGAUUUAUAUCAUUGUAAGUGGUUUGUUUUUAUUAACGUCAGCCAAUCGUUAUUAAAUGUAAUUAAUAUUAACGUAUUUGAUACUAUGUGUAUUCGAAAGUAAAUAGACUUUUAUGUGUCAUUUAAUUGUUAUAAGAUUAAAAUAUUAUAUUGAAAUAAAAGGAAAUAUGCCUGUGUAUAUAAUGUAUUAUAAUGUACCUAAAUAUACUAAAAUAUAUUAAACAAUUUUUAAUGA
Ostrinia nubilalis (European corn borer) is the source of this 6357-nucleotide messenger RNA. RefSeq lists its product as uncharacterized. The coding region runs from base 417 to 5762 and encodes 1781 amino acids. Gene Ontology annotation, biological process: signal transduction. The transcript has 11 exons. Gene Ontology annotation, molecular function: GTPase activator activity. NCBI's taxonomy places the organism in Eukaryota, Metazoa, Arthropoda, Insecta, Lepidoptera, Crambidae. The record is from RefSeq and is a predicted model, not a curated record.